Fusarium venenatum is the source of this 4695-nucleotide messenger RNA. RefSeq lists its product as uncharacterized. Gene Ontology annotation, cellular component: plasma membrane. Gene Ontology annotation, molecular function: ATPase-coupled intramembrane lipid carrier activity; ATP hydrolysis activity; ATP binding. Lineage: Eukaryota; Fungi; Ascomycota; Sordariomycetes; Hypocreales; Nectriaceae. Gene Ontology annotation, biological process: endocytic recycling; post-Golgi vesicle-mediated transport; phospholipid translocation. The record is from RefSeq and is a predicted model, not a curated record.
AUGGCUCCCUACCCCAGCGACAACAACGGACGACGCCCGCCACAGCCCGGAAAUAACGAUGAUGACGACGUAGCUCGCGAUCUUGCUGCACUUGACGAACGAUACCCGCGAACAUCGACCAAUUUCUCUCGACCGCGAAAUACACGACGUUCUUACACUGAUCCUAACAAUGAUCGUCCGCCGCGUCGAUCUUCUGCCGAUGAUACCAAUGUGAGAUCUGCUUCGAGGUCUCGGUCCCGACGUCCCGAAGAUGGCGCACAUCGACGAGCAAGCGGACCAUACGAAUUGCGACCAAUUCCCUCGAGAACCGAAUUGUCUACUGACCUUUCGGGUCCUCCCGAUUAUGGCGACCGAACCGACAUUUCGCCUGUCGACAAGACUCGCAAUGUCGCAUUCAAUGGCAAUUCUUCAGGCGAAAAGUCUUCGGUGCGAGCCGACAUCAAAAAGUACCUUCGUCAAAGGCGCGAGAAAAGAAUUGGACCAAGCGCAAAGCCGACAUGGAAAGAACGCACGCGCAAACAACUUGGAGAAUUCCACCAAAAAGUCAUUGUCGAAACAAUACUUCGCCAAAAACCUCUUCAGCCUCUACCUGAUGGUCGUCAUGUCCCUCUAAACCCUGCACAGCGGAACGCUAAUGGACUUAUCGAUGAGCGCGCAGGGAAGCCUUACAUCAGUAACUUCAUCCGGUCGAGCCGGUAUACCAUCUAUGAUUUCUUCCCUAAACAGCUCAUCUUUCAGUUCAGCAAGCUCGGAAACUUUUAUUUCCUUGUUGUGGGAACGAUUCAGAUGAUUCCUGGCCUAAGUACAGUUGGACGAUGGACCACGAUAGCGCCUUUGGGUGUAUUUGUCGCAUUCAGUAUGGCCAAGGAAGGUUACGACGAUUAUAGGCGUUACAGGCUUGAUCGUGUGGAGAACCGCAGCGAGGCUUGGGUUUUAACGGAUCGAGCCGCAGCCACUGAAAAGGGUCGCGUACGCCAUGCUGAGAAGAUGAAGAGGAGGAAGGAAAAGGGAUCGAGUGGUGAAGAACACAUGCUUGACGAUCUUGAAGCGGGAGCCGCAGGUGCAAAAAAGGUCGGAACUAAUGGAGACUGGACCUCAGUUCAAUGGCAACACGUUCGCGUGGGCGAUGUCAUCCGGUUGCGCCGUGAUGAUGCCGUCCCGGCUGACAUUGUGCUUUUGCACGCCACAGGUCCCAAUGGUAUCGCAUACAUUGAUACAAUGGCUCUUGAUGGCGAGACGAACCUCAAGAGUAAGCAAGCAUGCCCUUUGCUUGCUGAGCGGUGCAACACCAUGGAGGGACUGCGAGCAACACAAGCUACUGUCAUCUCCGAAAACCCCAACCUGGACCUUUACAGCUAUGAUGGCCGCGUAACUGUUGAUGGCGAGACUCUACCCCUCUCUAUGAACAAUGUUGUCUAUCGAGGUUCUACUCUUCGCAACACAGCCGAAGCGCUUGGUAUUAUUGUCAAUACCGGUGAAGAGUGCAAGAUUCGCAUGAACGCAAACAAGAACGUGCGGGCGAAGAAACCUGCUAUGCAAUCCGUCAUUAAUAAGAUGAUUAUGGUGCAGAUUUUUAUUGUUCUCAUGCUCACCAUGGGUCUGACUAUCGGCUAUUACCUGUGGCGAGAUCGCACUGAAAACUUUGCUUGGUACAUUGUGCGCCGCGGCUUCUGGAAUGGCGAGAUUCCAUUUAAGGAAAUUUUCUUUGGUUUCAUCAUCAUGUUUAACACACUGAUCCCAUUAUCGCUGUACAUCAGUCUUGAAAUCAUCAAGCUGGGUCAGCUCCUUCUUCUCCAGGAUGAAGACAUGUACGACCCGAUAUCUGAUACCCCCAUGGUGGCCAACACGACUACCAUUCUUGAAAAUCUGGGUCAGGUUAGCUAUGUCUUUUCCGACAAGACAGGAACGCUCACAGAAAACAUCAUGCGCUUCCGCAAAUUGUCGGUAGCUGGCGUUGCUUGUCUGCAUGACAUGGAUGUGCAAAGAGACCAAGAGGAGAUGCGCAGACGGAUAGAGGAGUCGGAGCGACCAAAGAAGGGAAAGUCAAAGAUGGGAAGUCUGUCAGCAACUAGAAGCGCGGUGCCUACCAUAACUGUCGACGGACAAUAUGACGACGGUGCUGGACUCGAAAGACCACAGCCUACAAGAACCAUAUCAGCGAGCCAUUGGCAAUCGACUGUCAACACUGCUCAAAAUACCGACAUGAAAACUGAGGAUUUGCUCGACUAUAUCCAGAGAAAACCCAACACUACAUUCUCUCGAAAAGCCAAACACUUUCUAUUGUGUAUUGCGCUCUGUCACACUUGUCUCCCUGAAAAGACUGACAAAGGCGACAUCGAUUUUCAAGCCGCCUCGCCCGAUGAGCUUGCUCUUGUGGAAGCUGCCAGAGAUCUGGGAUUCUUGGUAAUUGACAGACCUGCACAAGCUAUCAAGUUGGAAACUCGGGACAUAGAUGGCUCCCUUCAUACUGAAUCCUACCAGGUACUGGACGUGAUCGAGUUCAGCAGUAAGAGAAAGAGAAUGUCGAUCAUCAUUCGUAUGCCUGAUGGACGUAUCUGUGUCUUUUGCAAAGGAGCCGACAAUGUUAUCAUGCAGCGUUUGAAGUUGAGCAACCUUGCUGAGGAAAAAGCGAGAGAUAUCGGUCGUCGUACGAGCCAGCGAAGACUUUCUCGACAAGAUCAAGCUUUGCGACGAAUGAGCACGCAGCAAAGCAUCAGCCCUUAUGGAAGCCCACGCGGAAGCCCCCGCAACAGUUUUGGUUUCUCCAGGGCAGAAUCAUCAUCCAACCGGGAUGGGCUUAGGCUCAGCUUGGGACGUCGUUCCACUGAUCUUAAGCGCUUGUCUCAGCAGCUUGCCCGCUCACCUCGCGCCUCGACAGACAUGAUGAGCCCGAUAAGUCCCAGACAGAGCCUUGGUCACAUGCCAUCAUUUGACGAUGCCGACAGCAAGAUUGAUGAGUCUUUGGCGUCGAACGAAGGUGCUGUGUUUGAGAAGUGUUUCCAACACGUCGACGAUUUUGCCAGCGAGGGUCUUCGUACUUUUUUGUAUGCCUACCGUUACAUUGACGAGGAUUCCUAUGCUCAAUGGAAGGCCAAGUACAGGGAAGCCGAGACUAGCUUGGUCGAUCGCCAGGAGAGGAUUGAAGCUGCGGGAGAGCUCAUCGAACAAAAGUUUGAGCUAGCUGGUGCGACCGCAAUUGAAGACAAGCUGCAGGAGGGAGUUCCGGACACCAUCGACAAGCUGCGCCGAGCCAACAUCAAAGUGUGGAUGCUCACGGGCGACAAGCGAGAGACAGCUAUCAACAUUGGUCACUCUGCUCGUGUAUGCAAACCAUGGUCAGAGGUUUAUGUGUUGGACGCGACUCUGGGUGAAUUGAAGGAGACUAUUACCAUGACUCUGAAUGAUGUUAGUCGAGGCAUGGUCCCACACUCUGUGGUCGUUGUUGAUGGUCAAACGCUUGCCAAGAUUGACGAAGAUGACGAGCUGUCUCUCCUCUUUUAUGAUCUUGUCGUGCGUGUUGACUCUGUCAUCUGCUGUCGAGCUUCGCCCUCGCAAAAGACAAACCUGGUGCGUUCGAUCAGAAGAUAUGUGCCAAAGAGUAUGACUCUAGCAAUUGGCGACGGCGCAAACGAUAUCGGCAUGAUUCAAGCCUCCCAUGUUGGUAUCGGUAUCUCUGGUCGCGAAGGACUACAAGCUGCUCGAAUCUCAGAUUAUUCAAUUGCACAGUUCCGGUUCUUGCAGAAGUUGCUCUUUGUCCACGGUCGAUGGAAUUAUAUGAGAACUGGCAAAUAUGUGCUCGCCACAUUUUGGAAGGAAAUCCUGUUCUUCAUCGUGCAAGCUCAUUACCAGCGCUAUACGGGAUAUACUGGAACGUCGCUCUACGAGUCAUGGAGUUUGACUGUGUUCAAUAGUGCUUUCACGUCACUUCCUGUUAUCCUUCUUGGUAUUUUCGAGAAGGAUUUACAGGCCAAGACUCUGAUGAAGGUACCUGAGCUAUAUACGUUCGGUCAGCUCAACCUUGGCUUUCGAUUCUCUCAGUACUUUGCAUGGAUGAUCAUGGGUGUUGCGGGCAGCUUCAUAAUCUGGUAUUUCACGUGGUGCGUCUACGAUAAGACUUUCUAUGACGAGGAUACUAGUAUUUUCGCUAUGGGCAUGGUCAGUUUCACUGUUGCUGUUAUUUUCAUCAACAUCAAACUCUUAAUUCUUGAAGUUCACACCAAGACAGUCAUUACCUUUGGCGGUUGUCUGAUAUCUGUUGCUGGUUGGUUCUUGUGGAUGCUGGCUCUUUCCGGUAUCAAGCCCAUCAGCUUUGGACCUUAUAUUGUCCGAGAUGCUUUCAUUGACAAUUUUGGUCGUACACUUCAAUGGUGGACAAUUGUUCUGCUUGAGCUUAUCACACUCAUUGUCAUUGAACUGGUAGUCCAGGCCGUUCGAAGAGUUUACUUCCCCUCGGAUCAAGAUCUGAUGCAACGCAUCGAAAAGGAUGGCAAUGUGGACAAGGUAUUUGGUGAUGGCAAAGACGCUGAAGAAGGCGACGCCGAGGCAGAAGAGAGGGUUAGCCCAGAAGCAGCUCCUGAGAGUGAGAGAGUACGUGAGAGAAGAGCAGGCCGGGCGAGCCACGAUGAUUAUCAGCCAGAAUUUUUGCCUACGGCAGAGGAAGAGAGGGAGAAUCCGAUGGAACAAUGGCGGCGUUGA